UGUUCUCUUUUUCUUUCAAGCAAAUGGCGGACGCAGCACCAGCCGGUGGAGCAGCAGCAGGCGGAGAACGAGGACGCGGUGGAUUCCGUGGUGGAUUUGGUGGCCGCGGAAGAGGUCGUGGACGUGGACGCGGAAGGGGCCGUGGCCGUGGCAGGGGAGGAAAGGAAGACAAGGAAUGGGUACCAGUCACCAAGUUGGGCCGUCUUGUGAAAGACACCAAAAUCAAGAGCUUGGAGGAUAUCUACCUCUUCUCUCUUCCUAUCAAGGAGUUCGAGAUCAUUGAUUUGUUCUUGGAAAGCAAGUUGAAGGAUGAAGUGCUCAAGAUCAUGCCUGUCCAGAAACAGACACGUGCUGGUCAGAGGACCAGGUUCAAGGCCUUUGUUGCUAUUGGAGAUCACGAUGGUCAUGUUGGCCUUGGGGUCAAGUGUUCCAAAGAGGUCGCCACUGCCAUCCGUGGUGCAAUCAUCCUUGCUAAGCUCUCCGUUGUCCCAGUCAGGCGAGGAUACUGGGGUAACAAGAUUGGUAAACCCCAUACCGUUCCAUGUAAGGUAACUGGCAAGUGUGGUAGUGUUGUGGUGCGUCUCAUCCCAGCGCCCCGUGGUACCGGUAUUGUGAGUGCUCCAGUUCCCAAGAAGCUCUUGCAGAUGGCUGGUAUUGAGGAUUGCUAUACCUGUGCCCGUGGUCAGACAGCUACUCUUGGCAACUUUGCCAAGGCUACAUACACGGCCAUUGCUGCAACUUACAGUUACUUGACCCCUGAUUUGUGGAAGGACCUCCCAUUCGUCAAGCCACCGUACCAGGAGUUCACCGACUACUUGGCCAAGAACCACACCCGGGUGGCCACUCAGAAGCAAGAAACAAAGAUCUACUAAACAUGUCUGAUAUCAUGUCAUUGUAGAAGAAAUGAGUGGAGAAAUAAACAAAAUAAAAUAAAA
Messenger RNA from Lineus longissimus, 935 nucleotides. RefSeq names its product small ribosomal subunit protein uS5. The record is from RefSeq and is a predicted model, not a curated record. Gene Ontology annotation, cellular component: ribosome; cytosolic small ribosomal subunit. Gene Ontology annotation, biological process: translation. The coding region runs from base 24 to 872 and encodes 282 amino acids. NCBI's taxonomy places the organism in Eukaryota, Metazoa, Nemertea, Pilidiophora, Heteronemertea, Lineidae. The transcript is spliced from 5 exons. Gene Ontology annotation, molecular function: RNA binding; structural constituent of ribosome.